This is a messenger RNA of Darwinula stevensoni, 4644 nucleotides long. Lineage: Eukaryota; Metazoa; Arthropoda; Ostracoda; Podocopida; Darwinulidae. The record is from the annotation of a GenBank genome assembly.
AUGGAUGAUAUCAAGGUAUUGGGUGGCAGGGGAGAAAAUAUCCAAGAAGACUUGGACUUGUGUAACUUCCUAAAGAAGCAGGAAAAAGAGAGACACGUUUUGUUGGACGAAGUCCCCAUUACUCUUGGCUUUCGAGGUCACCUAGAUGAAGCGACUUUAUCCGACUACUGGGGAGGGAUAAUCAGCAACCUGAAGAAAAAUAUCAAGAGCCUCACCCUCGCAUUUCGUCCCCAUGAUUCCACCUACGCACGUGACAUAGACCUGCGAGGCAUGCAGAUUCCAAAUGUCCGCGUGGAAGUCUUGAGUGCCGUUCGAGGAAAAACACGCAAUGCGACAAACUUGGUGAUGGCUCUUGAGAGUUAUCCAUGCAGGAAAUUCUUUUGUGAUCAACCCAGUCUUAAGGACAUGGAUUUCGGCCAACCUAAGAACGAUUUUCAGCCCAAAUCAUGUAUCAUCCCUGCGUGUCAUGACAUCCAUGAUAUAUGCCGGUUUCAAGCGACCUGUGAAGUUGUGAGAUCUUCACAUGCGAUUUUCCCGUUCGUGCGGGAUCAUUUGGCGAAGCCAGAAAAGCCUAUUUAUAUAGUAGUGGACAGUAUCGAGCGUCGAAAUCGUUUCGUGAACAUCCUUUCAAGUAUAUACGACACUAGCGUCAUUUUCAUUGACAAGGAUGGAACUUUCAGGAAGACCUCCAGUCUCAAAAUCUCCCCCGUGGUGGUUGUGACUGCUGAGCAGUUCCUUGGAUAUCAUGGAGACAACACCAUCGUCAUUUUGGACUUGCCCAGUUGCAAAUGGUGCAAUUAUACCCGUAUGGUGUCCUCGUGUGAGGAAAAUAUAAUCAUUGUUGGGGAGAAAGAAAGUCUUCAGAAGUAUUACAAUAUCGGUAUCAAACUGCAAGAAAACACAGCGAAAAAUGAGGAAGGGCUGAUGCAAGAAAUUAAGAAGGCGGAGGAUAUGCAGAAGGUGGAGAUGGCACACCUGGAGGAGAAGGCCUGUUUCCACUCCAUCUUAAACCAAAACAUGAGUGGAAACUUCAUGGUCGUCUUAGUAUCAGACAAGACACUCAUGGCGGCUCUGAAAGAAAUCACUCCAGACGAUGCCAGAAAAGUGCUGACGUUUUACCACCCAGGAAAAUAUCGAGGAUGUACAGCCAAUAUCAUCGUUACAGUGAAUGUGGAAGACAUUUGGCUGUUAGAAAGCGUCUCCAGAGCCAAAACCCACAUUUUCAUCAUUGACACUUUACCAAGUCAUCAACAGUUUUGGAAUGCGAUGGAAGAAGAGGGGCAUUUGGAGGUCCAGGUAACGACAACCGACGAUAACGUUAUGGAAAAAGAGACUCUCUUUAGACUGGCUGGAGAAAAGGAGUUCCUUCAGUGCGUCCCAUCACUCACGGUCGCAGAUUACGCCUUCACCGAUACCUUGCUCAAGGGCGUUAAGCAGCAACAAAAAACGAGAUUUAUUAAGAACUUCGGAGUCACUGAGGAAGAUCUGCCAUCGGGUGAUCAUGAUGUUUUCGGGACUGGAAUAUCUGGCAGCAGCAUCAUCGGACUUUUCUUUCAAGUCAAGGGAACAAUAUCUGGAGUAAACCCCAAGGGAAUUCUUGAUAACAUGGCCAUAGCAACAAAACAACUAGAAAAAGACCUCAACAUUUUCCGUACGAUGUGUGGUGAAUUCCUGAAUCCCAUCGUGAAGUUAGCGGGAUUUGUAGCUUUCCCCAUGCUCUCCAGAUCAGAUAUCCAAAAACGUAUCAAGUGCAUUAAUUGUAGAACACGAAUCCUCGUCUUUGAAGAUCUUGCUAAACCGAGAAGUUUUAGGAGAUUUUUAGCGAGACAAGGGAUUGUGUUGGAGAAGUAUUAUCGGCACGAUCCUGAAUCCCAUAUCAUGAAAACAUUCAAGAAUAUAUUCGACCUGUACGUUUGUGCUGCAUCAGCUGUGGACCUACCACGUAAUCUGCAUCAACUGUUCAACAAGAACGAAGAACAAAUGGAGAAGAUGCUGGUGCUUCUCACUCCUCAACAGAGAAAAUUGGUGAUGACUAAAUCGAAGUUCAUAUUCCUCUCUGGAGGAAGUGGAACUGGGAAGACCUUUGUCCUGAAGAAACGAGCAUUGGAAUUGGCGGCGGAAGGUGAAGUCUUGGUCAUCAAUAUAGCCGGAGGACUCUUGACUGAGGAAUUUCGACACGACUUCGAAGGGAAAAAAGGUAUUGUUGUCAUUGAUGGAAGAACGGAAGGCUUGGAGGACUUUAAGAAAUUUAAGGAAUUCCUUAUCGAGAAAGGAAAAGGGAAACACGUUCUUAUUAAUGAGGCAACCAUCACGUUGGGAUUCCAGGGUCCUCUCACACCAGAGGCCCUAUCCUCCCACUGGGAGUGGAUCGCUGAAUCGCAGAAUCACUUCAAAUCCAUCAUUCUGGCUUUCAGACCUAAUGACCAGUCCUACUCCAGAGACUUUCCCCUUCAGGAGCUUAAGCCAGGAGGUAUACAGAUUGAAGUUCUCAAUCGUGUGAAGAGAAAUAGUAGGUACAUAUCUCAGCUGUUCCUUGCUAUUAGUGAUUACUCUCGCCGGAUCUUCAUAUCCCGGGAGAAGACUCUUCGAAUGAACAUUAAAGAACCCGAGGAGCCAUCUCUCCCGAUCCUAUACCCUAUUCCAUCGUGCAUCUCCCUUCACCCGAAUGGAUGUCGAGACGAGACGACCUGUCAGACCGUAAGGACUUGUCACAUCAUCAAAUGCAUACUAGAAGAAUGCUCCUUGUCCCAGAACAAGUUGCCGCCCUUAAUUGUGAUAGACGAAGAGAGGAAAGCAUCUUUCGUUCAUUUUCUGACUGCUCUCUACCACUUAGUUCCUGCCCUCCUCGUGGAGGAUGAACUUGAGUCUGAAAAAAAUAAUGAGAAGAUUCAGCCUAAAAGAAAAGUAGAAUUCCAUUGUCCCUCUGCUACGAAUGUCUCACCCGACCUUGUUGUCGUGACGGAAAGUGAAAUCGCCGGAUGCCAUCUCAAUAACGUCACAGUGAUUGUGGACUUGCCUCACUCUAACUGGGGAAACUAUAUUCGUCUGAUUGGAACUUCUGGGGAAAACAAGAUUCUCUUGAUUGAGGAAGAAGAAUUAACAACUGGGAAAUUCUCUCGGAUUGUAAAGGAGAUCUCUGGAUGGAACAUCAAAACCCCAAGCGACCGUCGAAAGGAUCUUGCUCAAUAUCUAGAGCAGGCGUGGAACAGCGACUACAAGACGACUGCCCUCAUAGAGGAAGGUGGAUUUCAUCCCGUGCCCUUCCCCCAAAUGGAAAUCAAUUAUGAUGAGAGAAAAAAAGAGGACGGUGAACUCAUUCAUAAUAUCCUUAGUCACUGUCUCACUGGCAUAUUCGGAUUCCCAAGUUCGGGAAAAUCCCGGACGCUAGACGGGGUAAUCAAUCGCUUAGUUGAACUUGGAGAGCAAGUCUUCCUUCUUCAUUGCGGAAGUGUGUUAUCUCAAGAACUCUCUCGACAGAAAUGGGGACAUGAGGCAAAUGUGGAUAUAGCUGAUGCUAAUGUAAAUGAGAUCACGUCGCUUCAGGACGUCAUCGAUUAUGUAGAAAUUGAGGAGGAAGGCAGAGAGAACAAGAAGAAAGAUUUUCAAAAAGGGGGAGCAGAAGAAAUUAAAGCUGAGAAUAAAACGGAGAGGAAAAGGGUAAAUAAUGGCCGUAGUUACCAAUUUCUGGUUGUUGAUGAUUGUCCGGUGUGGAAAAGAAUGGAAUAUGAGAUAGGCGAUGCGGUGGAAAACUUAAAGGAGAAGAAAAUGAAGCUCAUCAUCUCGUUCAAGCCACAAUCUAAAAAUGCGAAAAGAAUCUCAGUACAAAGUAUCAUGGACGUCAUGAAUGAUAAUUCCGAAUGCUCUGCAUUGAUGCUUACUUCCGCAUAUUCAGGCAUCCAUAAGAAACUUCUUGCCCACAUACAGCAAAACGAAGCUUCAUCAGGCUUGACCUUGCAAGCGAAGAGUUUGCAGACUUCAUCAAUGCCUGCAGCUAUUGUCUGGGGUUCGAAGAUUGUUUACUUGAACCAUAAGUGCUCUGGCCGACAUUGGGGGUAUCUCUGCAAUGAGGAGGAAAGAUGUGAAAGCAUUGAACCUGUUCUGCCCUCCCUUCUUUUGUUCGCCCUAUCAAGAGCAGGGGGAUGUGAUAUAACAGAGAUGGAGCCCAAUGCAACGGAAGGCGAUGUGAUUUACGUCCUAUUUUCGGACGACGAUCUAUUGGCUUCCUUACAGAGUCAAGUUUACAAACGACUGGGAGAAAACCUUCGAACAAAAUUCUUGCACUGCAGAGAUUUUUGGGGGUGUGAGGCUUCUUCUGUCAUCUCCGUGAAUGUUGAUGACAGUUUCCUGCUCGAAGUAUUGUCACGCGGCCGUAUUCAGCUCAUUUUAGUGGACACCACCCCAAAUCAUAAAGAUUUGUGGACAGCAAUGACCGACGAAGGACGCACGGAUGAUUGUCCCGUGAUAUUCCCCGAAUGGCCCAAAGACAACGUGAUGGACCUGCAGACUCUUCUUCGAAUGGAGGGUCGAGUGCAUUUCCUACAGCUGGCUGAACGGCUCUCUUAUUCCGGAGCUCAGCAUUCGCUGCCACUUGCUGUUCAGCGGUCUAAGCGGCUCUACGCACAUCUGCUUGCUGUUCAUCACUGA